AUGUCCACAUUCAAGGAAAAGAAACGACCAGCGCCUUUAUCACGAGAACGUGCUUCGUCCAGUUCCUCGUCAGAAUCAUCACUCAAAGUCCCAAGAACACCCCGCUUCGUUGAAGCAACAACUGUAUACUCCCCAAUAGAGCCGAGCGAGAACAGCCGGUCACCGUUCGCAGACCCCCCGACAACCAAAACACAAUCAUACAUGGCUCAAUCACAACCUUCAGAUAUUGGCUUCGGCUACAUAUCUCAAACCGAUCCUUCAAAGCAUGUCGAGAUACCGGCCACGCCAGCAUCUCCAUUAAAGAGUGCGAUGAGAGCUCCAGGGACACCAGGGCGGAAGAUCGAUAAUCCUCUGAGCCCGACAUUCCGUGAAGAGCAAAUUUUAGAGAAGCACGAGGAGAUGACAGAAAAGGAGCAAGCAAAUGAUCUGAAAAUUAAGACGAGAGUCCGGAUGGCAAAAUUUGUUCUGCGAGGCGUGAAUUUCAGUUGCAGUCUUAUUGUUCUCUCUAUGCUUUCCAUGACAUUUACGAUUUUCAACGCAACAAAGAAACUCCCAACCCGGAACAACUUACCGGCUUGGGCUCAAGGAACGAAGACCUGGCCUCAGACGGCUGUGCUCGUAAUAGCCUGUAUAUCUCUUGCACUGUGUCUCGUCAUCUUCUAUGGAUAUUGGAGGGGUGGCCACAAACGGGCAGAGAAAGUCGCAGUGUAUUAUACACUAUUUGCAGUUGCCUUUUUCAUCUUCAGCACUGUAAUGUGGGGUAUUGCAGCUGGUAUAUUGCAGGGAUCCAAGAACAGCGGCAACAACAAGGAUGUGUGGGGUUGGUCUUGCGUUGAUAACAAGAGGCGGCAACUAUUCCAGGAGAAAGUCAACUAUGCACUGGUUUGCAGAAUGCAGUCCUGGUCCUUAGUCUGCUGUAUCAUUGAGAUUGUUCUCGAAUGCAUCAGCAUCAUACUCUACGCCGUCGUUUUCUACAGAUACUACUCCAAGCAGCGUCUUCGCAAGUCCAUGGAUGUCCGAGACCGCGCCCGUUCAGACCUCUACCUCGCCCAGCUGCGCUCUCAAUCCGCGCCAAACACCCCAGGGUUCGGACCUAUGUCCCCUUCAUACUCACAACACAUGAAAUCGCCAAGAUUCCCACCAUCCGCUUACCAGUCUGGCCCAACUGCUGAGGACGGAAUGGCCGGAGGCCCAGGAACACGCUUCGUUGAAUCCAAACCUUCAUACGCCAUGGAGAAGAAGCCAUUCGCCCUCCAGCCACCUCCUAUCAAGGUCCAUUCCGCCACACCCAAGACAGCACAGAACGGAUUCGAGUCCGCUCCUGCACCACAGCAAGAGCGAGUCAUCGAGCACGUCGCAGCAGCACCAGGCGAGCAAACAUAUGCCUCAGUACCUAUCCCAGGCGCAUAUGCAAGCCCCUUGACAAGCCCCCCGCCUCAACAGUCCCGUUUCGGCAGUGUAGGACAGGCAGUCACGAGCGAUGUACGGAUCGGGAGCCCGCCUGGCAGCCCACGUGGGUGGAAAUAG
Molecule: messenger RNA, 1527 nt
Organism: Lachnellula hyalina
Lineage: Eukaryota; Fungi; Ascomycota; Leotiomycetes; Helotiales; Lachnaceae
Exons: 4
Coding region: 1-1527 (508 amino acids)
Source: RefSeq, a predicted model, not a curated record